AUGUUUCUCCCUUGGUGGGAGCGCUGGCAAGGGUUCACCCACUCCCCAGCUUACCGUAAGAUUUCUUCAAAGGACAAUGCCCAACAGGAUGUUGAGGUCUCUGGGUUCUCAGCCCAGGUGAAUUUGCUGAUAUCUUACCUAAGUGAACGUCUGGUGAUGGAGAUUCACUUGGAGCCGGACCCCGAAGCCACGGUGACGGAUGUGAUCCGCCAGCUGAUGGCUAGCUAUGGCUCUUCUCUCUACCUGCUAACCCGGACCUAUUCGCUGGAUCUCAUCGCGUAUGCGAGUCGUCUCCGAGAGGAUAACGUCCGCAACCUCAAGGAGAAGUGUGCGUCCCUCAGCGAAGCCUCUAAAGUUGCAGUCAAGGCUGUGAUAUACCGUUUGGAUUUCGAGCUCCAUCCCCGUUAA
This is a messenger RNA of Sphaeroforma arctica JP610, 408 nucleotides long. RefSeq lists its product as hypothetical. The record is from RefSeq and is a predicted model, not a curated record. The coding region runs from base 1 to 408 and encodes 135 amino acids. The transcript has a single exon. Lineage: Eukaryota; Ichthyosporea; Ichthyophonida.